ACAUGGUGCUUCCCAGUCCGGGUGAGAAUUGUCAACACAUAAGAUCGGUUCGUUACAUAGUCCUCCCAGUUAUUGAAAUAUCUCGACAACAAAUAGAGACAAUGAAGUUCGUGAGAUUCAUCAUGCAAAACGCUGCGUUGGCCAGCGCACCGAAACACAUCGACCACUUCUCUAAAUUCUCGCCUUCUCCACUUUCCAUGAAACAGUUUCUGGAUUUUGGCAUCCUGCCGUGAACCCGUACCAAUUUCCGUAACCCGCACCCCGUCCUGUUACCUGCUUAACUAGUUCCAUCAACGCCUGUGAGAAGACGUCGUUCGUCUUCUUGCGACAGGAGCUUCCCGUCAGACUCUCCAACAUCAUGAAGGAGAUCAACCUUCUGCCGGACCAACUGCUCACCACUCCGUCGGUGCAGACCGUGCAGGGAUGGUACAUCCAGAGUUUGAUGGAUAUUCUGGAGUUCCUAGACACAAAUCCUGAUGACCACAGAACGUUGGGAAACUUUGCAGACGCCCUGGUGAUGAUCCGGAACAGGCACAACAACGUGGUCCCCACCAUGGCCCAGGGGGUUCUCGAAUACAAGGAGACCUUCUCCCAGGACCCGGUCACCAACCAGAACAUCCAGUACUUCCUGGACCGCUUCUACAUGAGCCGCAUCUCCAUCCGCAUGCUGAUCAACCAGCACAGUCUUGUCUUCGACGGAGACACCAACCCCGUUCAUCCCAACACCAUCGGCUGCAUUGACCCUCACUGCACGGUGGCUGAGGUCGUCCAAGAUGCCUACCAGAGUGCCAAGAUGCUGUGUGAGCGAUACUACCUCAUCUCUCCGGACCUGUUCCUGCAAGAAGUCAAUAGUAAUAAGAAGAACCAGUCGGUCCACAUGGAAUAUGUGCCUUCUCAUCUCUAUCACAUGCUGUUUGAGCUCUUCAAGAAUGCCAUGAGAGCCACGAUAGAGCACAAUGAGGGAAAGACUUCCCUGCCGCCCAUCAAUGUGAUGGUGUCUCUUGGGGGAGAGGACAUGUCCAUUAAGGUCUGUGACCGGGGGGGCGGAGUCCCGUUCCGUAAGAUCGACAAGCUGUUCAGCUACAUGUACUCCACGGCACCCUCCCCCCAGCUGGACGACCACGCCCGCACGCCGCUGGCUGGCUUCGGCUACGGCCUCCCCAUCUCCCGACUCUACGCCAAGUACUUCCAGGGAGACCUGCAGCUGUACUCCAUGGAAGGCCAUGGCACGGACGCCGUCAUCUACCUGAAGGCGCUGUCCGAGGACUCGGUGGAGAGGCUCCCGGUCUACAACAAGACGGCCCUGAGGAACUACAAGGUGAGCCAGGAGGCGGACGACUGGUGCGUUCCCAGUACGGAGCCCCUGGAUAUGCUCAAGUACAAGAAGGCCAAGUGAGGCCCCCCCCACCUGUCCUCUCCGCCCCCGGCUGGCGUGUGGCCGGCGUGCGGCCUCCACCUCCAUGACAUUCGCCGGCCCCUCGGCCAUCCUGAAGUAGCCGGCCUCCCAGUGUUCUGUUUCUGCUGGUUUCUAGGGAGAAGCAUGCCCGUUCCCAGUUUGAUGUCCAGUGCCUUUUGGUUCUGUGGAUUCCGGAGAGUUCUCCAUGAAGACCAAAGACUUGUGUUGAACCAAAGGAACAGAAGGAGGCCCUGUUUUUAAGGGAACCUCUGUUUGACCCUUUGACCCCUCCCUCUCUUACGGGGACUGGGGUUGUAGUGUCCGCCCCCGCCCAGGUGAACUACAUCCUCCAGGGGGGGGGGGGUGGGGGUUGUGUGUGUUUUUUAUUUCUGAUCGUGCAUGAGGAAGUCAGCAUGGCUGGCUGUAGAGCUCCGUGAUUGGUUGAGCCUGUAUAGAUCGGAAUGGACCGAUGAGGACACAAAGUAAAGACUAAGUCUAAGUAUUUUAUUUCAAGAUAUCUCUUGAAACGUACAUUCGCUGAUCUCAUGUGAUGAUGAUUUAGACCGGGACACAAGCAGUUGUGUGCAGCACAAUUAAAAAAAGGCGCUAUAAAUCUCAUUAUGAGGAUAUUAUUAAGUACUUGAAAAUAUUAACCCAGCCUGUUUAAAUGUUCAGUAGCUCUUUCAAGUGCCAUAGCUUGAAGUACACAUCUUUAAUGACGGUGGGAAACUUUGGAAAUUGAACUGCAAAAGCUAAACGUAACACUUUGUGGUCAGUCAAAGGUCAAUCUUAUCCAGCAGAGUUCUGCUACGUGUUUGCUGUUCAGCCCAUGAACAUCACCUCACUGUAAUGACCUGGUGAAUCUUUACCGUAAGGUGUACUCUGUCCCCUCCUGAGCUCUUUGGACCAGGAUCAACUAUUUACUCAACGCCUCUGGUUACUAUUUCCUAGCGCAGAGAUACGCUACAAAGAAGAUUACAUUGAUAGAUGUACAGCUUUUAUACACCCACAUUUAUGGCAUUGUAUUUGUUCUUUGUUCAACCAAGUUGAUCAAAGGUAUAUAUGGUCUGAGAGACUCUCAUGAUGUAGCAAAGUGUCUUUCUUUGGGAGAUUCUAGUUCUAGCUCGCUGUGUAACAAUGUUGCCCAUCUCUAAUCCCCACGUCGCUGAUUUCAACAUAUUUUUAAAGUAUUUUUUUUACACUUCACUGUACAAUAUUUUGCUGUUGCAUUAAUAGCGUAACGAUUUUCAAAACAAAGUCCCAUUUAAUAAAACGGUUCCAGUGCAGAAUAGCUCUCGUGAUAUUCUGGUGGGCGACAUUUGUAAUACACAGACCAACCAGAAGGAGGAGGAUGAAUAAGUUGGAGCUCCUGCUUCUCUAAAUGCGUAUUGAAACGUGUAGGGAAAGAAGGGUCAAGGCAAGACGCUCACACUCCAACUGUGGAUCCCCAGGGGAUGGAUGUACAUAACGUUCAGCAUUACAGCAGCAAAGAACAAAUAUUAUAGAAACAAGAAAAGUGAUAUAAAUGUGGUGCAAACUGUGUUUAAAUAGGACAGCCUGUACCCUUGUUCCUCUGCCCAGCCAUAUGGAGGGAGAGGGCCGAGGGGGCAGAGAAUAGACCAGGAGUGGUUCCCCUGGGUCCGGUUUCAGGGUUAUAGGAGCUGGGGCAGUCCUGAACCUAAAUGCCAAGCUGUUCUGAACCCCCCCCCCCCCCAACAUGUGUAGAUCAAGUGUUGAUCUGUGGUGAAAGUUUCCACUGCUUUGGAUGUCUACUAACCUCGUGUCACAGCCCACAGAAGAUGGCUUGCCUUAUGUCCGGUUGAAAAAGGAUUGGAAUGUGUUUGAGCUUUUCUGUCACAGCAUGAAUGUUUCUGUUCAUACUUAUGAUUCACCCUUGUUCGGGGUGUCCCAGUAUACUGUAUGUAUGUUUUUUUUGGUGUGUGUACGAUGAUGAGGGAACAAUAUGCAACGUGAGGGUCAUUUUUAACUACAGUGCCAAAUGCUCAUCCUUGGGAUGGGCUGACAUGGGGUGUGUGUGUGUGUGUGUGUGUGUGUGUGUGUGUGUGUGUGUGUGUGUGUGUGUGUGUGUGCGUGUGCGUGUGCGUGUGUGUGUGUGGUAGAGAGAAGGGUGAGAGAAGGGAAAGAGAGCUAUAGACGGAAGUAGGCUCAUGAAUACAGGAUCUCCCAGUAAGAGUCCACCUCCUCUUUUAGGAGUCAUUGAUCAAAGGUGUAUACAUUAAGAUGAUAUCAUGUGCUGCUUCAGUGAUCCAACAUUGUGCUUAUCUGCUUUUGAAGAUACCGGAGAUCACGAUGGGUUUCCGUUAAUGUCCUCUGACCCCUAAUGAUUGUAAACAUCCACUGUGUGGUGGACAAAAGGAAUUUAAAUGAAUGAAUAAAUAAAUUAAAACAAUU
This is a messenger RNA of Gadus morhua (Atlantic cod), 3808 nucleotides long. RefSeq names its product pyruvate dehydrogenase kinase 2a (gene pdk2a). The transcript has 12 exons. Gene Ontology annotation, cellular component: mitochondrion. Gene Ontology annotation, molecular function: pyruvate dehydrogenase (acetyl-transferring) kinase activity. The record is from RefSeq and is a predicted model, not a curated record. Bases 359 to 1396 code for a protein of 345 amino acids. Gene Ontology annotation, biological process: regulation of glucose metabolic process; protein phosphorylation. Lineage: Eukaryota; Metazoa; Chordata; Actinopteri; Gadiformes; Gadidae.